Messenger RNA from Lycium ferocissimum, 790 nucleotides. RefSeq names its product dehydration-responsive element-binding protein 1A-like. Gene Ontology annotation, molecular function: DNA binding; DNA-binding transcription factor activity. The record is from RefSeq and is a predicted model, not a curated record. Bases 2 to 637 code for a protein of 211 amino acids. The transcript has a single exon. Gene Ontology annotation, biological process: regulation of DNA-templated transcription. NCBI's taxonomy places the organism in Eukaryota, Viridiplantae, Streptophyta, Magnoliopsida, Solanales, Solanaceae.
AAUGGAUAUUUUUCGAAGCUACUCCUCGGACCCACUUACUGACUCAUCAUCAACGUCUGAUCAUAGCAGCUCUACUAAUCUUAUUGAAUAUUCGGCAGUUCUGUUGGCUUCAAACAACCCCAAGAAGCCAGCUCGGAGAAAGAAGUUUCAGGAAACUCGACAUCCAGUAUACAGAGGAGUGAGGAAGAGGAACUCAGGCAAGUGGGUUUGUGAAGUCAGAGAACCCAACAAAAACUCAAGGAUUUGGCUUGGCACUUACCCAACAGUAGAAAUGGCAGCAAGAGCUCAUGACGUGGCAGCUAUAGCAUUAAGGGGUCGUUCUGCUUGCUUGAACUUUGCUGACUCUGCUUGGAGGUUGCCUACCCCGGCUUCCUCUGACACCAAGGAUAUUCAAAAGGCGGCUGCAGAGGCCGCUGGAGCUUUUCGGCCACGAGAGUCAGAAAGAGCUUCAGGAGAAUCUUGGACUCCUGAAACACCACAGAGUAUGUCCUUCGUGGAUGAAGAAGAACUCUUCUACAUGCCGGAAUUACUUGCUGAUAUGGCUGAAGGACUAAUGCUACCUCCACCGCAAUAUGUAGAAAUCGAAGACCAUGCGGAAGUUGAUGCUGACAUGUCUUUAUGGAGCUAUUCUAGAUAAACAACUCUGGUUUUUAGUACUAUUCUUUGACAGUUCAUAUGCAAUGGAAAUUCUCAAUGUGAAGUUCCUUAAAUAAGGACUUAGGAGAUAUUCCUAGUUUCGCAUUCAAUAUUUGGAUGAUACGGAUGUAUGCAAGUUGUCAUUUUGAUAUUA